Doryrhamphus excisus (bluestripe pipefish) is the source of this 1830-nucleotide messenger RNA. RefSeq names its product solute carrier family 35 member F6 (gene slc35f6). NCBI's taxonomy places the organism in Eukaryota, Metazoa, Chordata, Actinopteri, Syngnathiformes, Syngnathidae. The record is from RefSeq and is a predicted model, not a curated record. Gene Ontology annotation, biological process: transmembrane transport. Gene Ontology annotation, molecular function: transmembrane transporter activity. Gene Ontology annotation, cellular component: intracellular membrane-bounded organelle; membrane.
CACCUGACUCGUGAGUGUGUCAUCAUGUGGCGUUCACAGUCUGCUGGAAUCCCACGGAGAGUGGAGACUUCACGGUGGUCUCUCGUCCCGGUUUUGUUUGUCCCGUUCAGAUUUCCAGCAUGGCGUGGACAAAAUACCAGCUGUUCCUGGCCGGGCUUAUGCUGACAACUGGCUCAAUCAAUACGUUGUCGGCGAAAUGGGCAGACACUUUCCGAGCACCGGGCUGCAAUAGCGACCCUGAUCAUGCAUUUUCUCACCCGUUUGUCCAGGCAGUGGGGAUGUUUCUGGGCGAGUUCAGUUGUUUGGCUGUCUUCUACAUCCUACUCUGCCACGACCGUCGUAGUCCCGAGCCCCAGAUGAACGCAGGCCAGAACUUCAACCCUUUCCUCUUCUUCCCCCCCGCUAUGUGUGACAUGUUGGCCACCUCAACUAUGUAUAUCGCUCUCAGCAUGACCAGCGCCUCCAGCUUCCAGAUGCUUCGCGGAGCUGUCAUCAUCUUCACAGGUCUACUUUCUGUGGCGUUUCUGGGGCGACGCCUCAUAGCCAGUCAGUGGCUGGGGAUCCUCACGACCAUUCUGGGCCUGGUGAUAGUGGGGCUGGCCGACUUCCUCAGUGGACACAAAGAUGACAGUCACAAACUCAGUGAUGUCAUCACAGGGGACCUUCUGAUCAUCCUGGCUCAGGUCAUUGUCUCUGUACAGAUGGUCCUGGAGGAGAAGUUUGUCUACAGACAUGAUGUCCAUCCUCUGCGCGCUGUUGGAAUUGAGGGUUUCUUCGGUUUCAUCGUUCUGUCGCUGCUGCUCAUCCCCAUGUAUUUUAUCUACGUGGGCGAAUUCAGUGAUAACCCCCGACAGGUUUUAGAGGAUGCGCUGGACGCCUUCUGUCAAAUCGGUCACCGGCCGCUCAUCUUGCUGGCCUUGCUGGGCAACACCGUCAGCAUCGCCUUCUUCAACUUCGCCGGCAUCAGCGUCACCAAGGAGAUCAGCGCGACCACACGCAUGGUGCUGGACAGCCUGCGUACGCUGGUCAUAUGGGUGGUGAGCCUGGCGCUGGGUUGGGAGCAGUUCCACGGCCUGCAGGUUCUGGGCUUCUUGGUUCUGCUGGUGGGCACGGCACUCUACAAUGGACUGCAUCGCCCUCUGCUGGCCAGAAUACCUUGCUGCGCUGGGCUGGCCGGCGGAGAGGAGGAGAGCGGCGCAGGAGAAAGGGAGAGACUGCUCGGAGAUGGUUCGGUGCAGGCACCUGACGAGAGCUGAAGUCGGAGCUGGUACACUUUGCACACACAACAUCCCCAAGUCAAAAACACUGUACCUUUUUACCUAAUACAUUUUUAGCAUCCCAUUGCCUUUUAGAAACAUACAAAAGAGGUGUUCCUUUUUUUUUGGACUUUUUAGCCAAGUAUCCUGACUUAUUUCAAUGCAUGUGUUCCCAAAGAACAUGAAACCUACUAGUCAGACAUUCAUUUUAAAGAUCAAUGGGAUUUUUUAUGGGGAUUUUACUGGUCGCUCACUUCCUUGCUGUUUUUCAAAAUAACUUUUAAUUUGUUAAAAUGCAUUUUUUUAUUAUUAUUAUUAUUUGUAGGAUUUUUUUAUGAUGCUGACCAAGCAGUGAUUUUGUGCCAAAGAGUUCACAAAAUAUAAUUUCACUUCCAUGACUGGAAGAGGCACUGAGUUUUUUUUUUUAAUGGGGGAAAUGAUUUGUGUUAUGAAAGAGUCUGUCACUAACAAUAAGGGAUUUGCACAAGCUGUACAAACCGAGUGUCUAUUUCAUUUCACUUUGCUAUAAUUGAAAAAAAAAGGGAACUGUCAUUAAAUCCGACGCUGUAAAUCA